Molecule: messenger RNA, 600 nt
Organism: Solanum stenotomum
Lineage: Eukaryota; Viridiplantae; Streptophyta; Magnoliopsida; Solanales; Solanaceae
Product: gibberellin-regulated protein 6-like
Exons: 3
Coding region: 176-487 (103 amino acids)
Source: RefSeq, a predicted model, not a curated record
CUCAACGGCCAAUAGGGAAACUGUAAAUCCUGGAUUUAUUACUAAUAAACAAUUGUUGCCUUUUUGGCCCUAUUUAUACUCCAAACCUUUCACUAUACUUUGCAUCAAUCACAACAUUUACUUCUAUACUCACAAAGUAUACUUUGCUCUCCCAUUUUCACUAAGAAAAUCAAGCAUGGCUAAGAUUGUUUCAUUUCUCCUUUUGGCCCUCCUUGCCAUCUCCAUGCUUGCUAACACUGUUAUGGCUGCAAAUGGCAAACACCACCAUGCUAAAAAGUAUGGACCAGGGAGCUUGAAGCCCUCGCAAUGUCUACCACAAUGUACGAGGAGGUGUAGCAAGACACAGUACCACAAGCCAUGCAUGUUCUUCUGCCAAAAAUGUUGCAACAAGUGUUUGUGUGUUCCACCUGGUACUUAUGGAAACAAGGCUGUUUGUCCUUGUUACAACAACUGGAAGACCAAGGAAGGAGGACCUAAAUGCCCUUAAAUUACUUUCUAUUUUCUUCAUCUAAUAUGUCUACCUUAUCUUCUUGUUUUUUUCUCCUAUUGCACUUUUAUCUAACCCAAGUGGUUAUAUAUGUAAUAUAACCAUAUUUCCAG